This is a messenger RNA of Achroia grisella, 4583 nucleotides long. It is a transcript of the gene egl, whose product is annotated as egalitarian protein homolog. Gene Ontology annotation, molecular function: 3'-5' exonuclease activity; nucleic acid binding. Gene Ontology annotation, biological process: nucleobase-containing compound metabolic process. NCBI's taxonomy places the organism in Eukaryota, Metazoa, Arthropoda, Insecta, Lepidoptera, Pyralidae. Bases 111 to 2678 code for a protein of 855 amino acids. The transcript has a single exon. The record is from RefSeq and is a predicted model, not a curated record.
AUUCUCUUUGGUUGUGGUGAAAAAAGAAAAAUUUCAUGGUGUUUUGGGGUGACACAUAUACGUAGGAAAAAAUAGUGUAAGAUAAUCACAUUGGCACCAACUGCAGGGAAAUGGAAUCAAUGGAAUAUGAGCUCGCCAGAAACCUCACUCUGUUGUUUUUCGUGGAACGCCUGCUCGACAAAGGCGAGCCGCGUACGUUACACGAUCUUUCCUGCCAGUUUGGUGCCAAGGGGUUCACUAAGGAGAUGCGGCAGAUCGCUGGCGGGUCGCAGUCGGGACUAAAGAAGUUCCUGGCUCAGUACCCGGCGUUGUUCAACAUAGACGGGGACUAUGUUGAUAUCAACACAUUCCAGAAGCAUCAAAGUGGAGCUGGCGCGUCGUCAAACAACGACUACAUCGAGGAGGCUAAGGAAUAUUUUGCGAGCAAAAUGAUCCAGUACGGCGAGGGUACCGAGGUGCCAAUCAAGAGUCUGCUCGGACACCGCAGCCAGGCAUCCCCACAGGUGCGUCACAUCUCGGGACAGCGAAUUAAGGAAUUUAAGGACUUUCUCUUGAAACAUCCCGACACGUUCCAGAUUACUGAUGACAAUGUCGUUCUAGUCAGUGAUAGCCACAGGAGAGGUAACACACACAGUAACUCUGAGCACUUUCACAAUUUGCCUGUGGCCCAUAUAAAUACAGAUACUGCCCAACAGUUGUUAGACUAUGUCGCACAAUGUAUAGAGGCUAAGGGACCAGUCAUGGUUGAUCAACUGUUUCACUUAAUUGUCUCUCGCUUUCCACAAGAAUAUUGGUAUCAAAUGUUCAAAUCGCCAGCUGACUUAAGCGCCUUUCUGAAGUUAUUCUCAGAUAGCUUCCAUGUUCAAUCAAAUCUUGUCACAUUAAUUAGCAAACCAAAAAUUCCAGUAAUGUAUCUUAAUGCGAAAUCUAAAACAAAGACUGAACCACCAAAGCCUGUGGUAGAUGAGAAACCUGCAUCGCCAGCUCCACCUGUCAUAGUGAGCCCUACACCGUCAGAUGGCAAUAAAAGUCCAGCCAAUAGAAUACUCAGUCCUAUAGAAUCUCCCCGUGGUCCUCAAGCGAAUAUAGCAAAUCAAACGCUUAAACAAAGGAUUAAUUCUAUCGUGAUAAAAAACUUAGCAGAGAACAUGGUUAGAGAUAGGGUUAAUAAUCAUUUGAAUGCUCGCAGUUCAGAAGAAACAAAUGGUACACCAAGUUUACGAAGCAACCUAAUGGGAGAUACAUGGCGCCAAAAAGUGCUUCAGUGCACAACUGUCAUAGCCAAUGUUAGGGAGUGCUCUACACUAAUUGAUAGUAUUAUGAAUCCUAAACGUAAUGCAAAAAACAUUGUAUCAUUUGAUUGUGAAGGGAUAAAUCUUGGCCUAAAAGGAAUAUUGACUCUUUGUCAAAUUGCUACCAUGAAUGGUGAAGUGUACAUAUUAGAUAUCAUGGCAUGUCCUGGUAUGGUUAUAGAAGGUAAAAUCAAGGACUUAUUAGAAAGUGAAAAUGUAGUCAAAAUCAUACAUGAUUGUAGAAAUGAUUCAGUCAAUUUACACAAUCAAUUUGAAAUCACUUUGAAGAAUGUAUUUGAUACUCAAGCUGCCCAUGCUGUAUUGCAAUUACAGCAGCAAGGUGUACCUGUUUAUAAAGUGAAAAAUCUUAGUCUUAAUGCCUUAUGUGAGUUGUAUAAUGCUCCAAUGAACCCCAUGAAAGAGCAAUUGAAAAAUGUAUAUAGAAGAGAUCAGCGUUAUUGGGCUCGGAGGCCAUUGACAAAAGACAUGAUCAUAUAUGCUGCAUCAGAUGUUCUUUCCUUAGUCAAUCCUGCAAUAUAUGCUUAUAUGUCCAGCAAUAUUAAGCCAGAUAACCAACUGUUAUUUGAGGAAUUAAGUAAUGAGCAAGUAUUUAUGCAUAUUCAGCCUACAGAGGUCAAAUUACGUAAAAGGCAAAGAAAAAUAAACACAGAAGUAGGAGAAUUAAAACAAAAAUUGGCAGAAACAACUAAAAAUAUUGUUUUAAGUAACAGGGAAAUUAGAUUGUUGAGAUAUUUGGAACUCACAGAGGAGGAAAAGGAAAAAUUGAAAGGUUGUCACAAAAUAUCUAAAAAAUUAGAAAAAUUAGAAGCAAUAGGACAAGACAAGGAUUCAGAUUCUGACGAUGAUGAGAGAGAAAAUGAGAUGGCUAGUUUAGAGUCUAAUCCUUCAGACCCAAUUUCAUCACCACACUCCACACAACCUCCAAGCCUCACUGAGUCAAUGCAGAUGAUGGAUGAAAUAUUGUCAGAUGCUAACAUGGAUAAAGUUGAAAAAAUAAAUCGUCUUGAAGCAAUUCUGUCUGCCGUGGCGCCGCUCAGUGGAGAAUUGGAGGACAAAUUCUCACAGACCAUGGAACAAACACUGCCAUUGCUCAAAAAUAAGGAUUGGUCCAACCUUAGUCAAAUUUUGAAUAUGAGUGAUGCAGAGAGAAAGAAUUGUAGUUGCAGAUGCCAUAAUUCUAAUUUUGAUGAUGUUAGGUGCAAUGAUCUCAAUGAAACCAAGAAGUCCGAAGUUGGAUCACAGACGCUCAGCACAGGGGACAUAGUUAUUACAAGGAUCCAUUUCAGGGAAGAGGAUAAAGCAAACGAGAGGAUCCUGGAUGCGAGCCCUGCAAGUAAACGGACGGGAAUAAACAACAUGUCUUGAUGCUCAGGUUUACAAUACUUCCAUUUUCGAGAGUGCCACAAUUUAGUUCGGGGACUCUUUUCUGUACGUAAUUAUUUCUUCAUAGUAGUUUUAAGUUUGAAAAAGUAUAACAAAGUCCUGUUGUAAAGAAUAUAUCACGUAGUAUGUUUGUCAGGGGUACGAUCGCGGUUGCUCGAGAAUCAAGAUAAUUAAUUAUGCUAUGAGGUCGUGCAUCGCUAGUGUCGAAUACACCCACGCUAUAUGUUCAUUUGAGCGGAGAUGAACGUAUACACUCGAAUAAAUACAACAGUAAUUCGCAUAAUACGACGGCUACUUAAUUCCAUUCGUCUGGAAUAUACAGUAUGCUGUUACAUAUUUUAAUUUAUUUAUUACGUUGGCUAUUGCCUAUUAAGUAAUUCAACUUAAUGUGAUAAAUUUCAAGGCCUUUUUUCUCGGUCUAUUUUGUAUUGUAAAUAGGUAUAUAAGAUAAAAUUCGUUUAGCAUGCAUAAUCUUCACAUCUCAAAUCACGAUAAGUUUCAAGUGUUUUCCGAUGUAGUAAACAAAAAUUGUAUAUACCCUAUUUAUUAAAGUUUAUUUAUAUUCACUUUAGUAACUGGCAGCAUAGAUGAAGCUGCUGAGACUUUUUUUUAUUAAAAAAUGGCAAUAAUAGGCGUAUACUUACGUACAAUAAAGUGUUGUAACAUAUUUAUCGGUUAUCGUUUAGAUGUACACUAGUGAUAAAUAUGUUUUUAAAGAAAUAUUAAAGAUGGUAUGGGUUUAGUAUUAUGAUGGAAAUUUUAUAUUGUAGGUAGUGUGAAAUGGUGCUUGGAUAUACCUAUGUUUCGAACGUUUGCAAUAUAUUAGACAGGCAUUUGCAAUGAAUUUUAUUGUAUAAUUGGAUGACUGGAGGUUUUUAUUUUUCCUUCAGAUAGUAUUUCGUGCCUUCAAGUCAUAUCUGACGAAUGCCUUAAUUGAAAUGUGAAUCAGUAGAUACUUUUUAUACGUAUUUUGUAGAGUAAACACGGAAAUUAGAUACGAUUAUUAUUUAUGGGUCACAUUACAUAUCCCUUGUUUCACACGUUGUUAGUGAGACAUUUUAAUAGAAAGUAGAAGAGUAAUUUCUAAAUUUCCUAUUACUCGUUUUGUCAUUUAUUUGUUAAAGGUAUUAAAUGUUCAAAUACUUAAUUCCUUUACAAGUUAUAUUCCUCAUAUUAAGUAAUACUUUGUUAAUAGCUUCAUAUAUUAUUACUUCUAAGCCUGUUGAAUACAUUCAAAUAGUUUAUUUUUUAUGUUGUUAUUACAGUAUGAAAUGUGUUAAUACUAAGUGAUAUUAUGCUUAUUGCUUAUCUCGUAGAAAGCGGUUGCUUUGAUUUGUUUACUCCCAUGUAUUAUUCAUCAGUAUUCCAUCCAAACACUUAAGUAAAUGCAUGAAACUAAAAGCAUUUACGCUAUUUUUUUUCUUAUUAACAUCGCAAAUCAAAUGAUGUUAAGGUGUUAGUCACGCUUAUGAAAUUGUCAACGAAUUUUUUUUCUUUAUAUAUCUGCCCGUAAUUUUUAAGCGUAAGUAAAUUAUUCUUCUUUUUUAUUUUCUAGUAUAAAUUUUGUGCCUUAACCCACAGCACAAUUUACAAGUAAGUUUUUCACUCGAUUUUGUAGCGGGAGACGACAUGAGUUUUUCAGUGCCACUAAUAUUUUUUUUUAUUGUAAUAUUGUUAAGGAAGCAUUUUCGUUAGUCAAUCUAAGGCAUAAUAACCACUUCUGUUAUAUACCUCUAGGUACGUUAUAUUUUUCUAACCAAUGUUUAGAACUUUAUUUACCUAAUUACCAGAGUCUGCUUUCGAGAAAGUCUAACUUGUAAUGUGGCAAAUAUUAGUUUACUAAUUUGCGCAUUGUUUAUGUUUAUUAUAAAUAAAAAGUUGUAAUAA